Racocetra persica is the source of this 750-nucleotide messenger RNA. The record is from the annotation of a GenBank genome assembly. Lineage: Eukaryota; Fungi; Glomeromycota; Glomeromycetes; Diversisporales; Gigasporaceae.
AAAAGACAAGAUGUUAUAGAUAGGGAAAAAGCUAUACUUAAUAUACUUGCUAAAAUUGAUCGUUCAAAGGAAGUUGACCUUUGCUACGUUUUAGACUGUUCUAUGGGAAGUCAUAUCGCUGCUGCCAAAAAAUGCAUUUUACGGGUGACAGAACACAUUAAAAAUACAAAUCCGUGUAUUAAUGUUCGCAUUGGUUUUUGUGGCUAUCGCGACUACAAUGACAACCCUAAUAUAGAAAUUUUUGAUUUUACAAAUUCUUUUGACAAAUUUCAACAAAAUUUGGCUAAAGUAGCAGCUGUUGGCGGUGGUGAUGCACCAGAGGAUGUUUUUGGAGGUCUUAAUUCUGCUAUAACUCGAUUAUCCUGGAAUGAUUGUACUAGAGUUCUACUACAUAUUGGUGAUUGCCCACCACAUGGACGACGUUUUACUACUUUAUUCGAUGAUUAUCCAGAUGGUGAUCCAAACGGUUUAACUGCUGAAAAUGUAUUAAAAAAAAUGAAAUCAGAAAGAAUUCUCUACUUUUUUGGAAAAAUUACGGAAGAAACUAAUAACAUGAUUCAAAUAUUUCACAGUAUAAUUGGAGAUUUUCCUGUAUUUGAUCUUGUAGGAGGUGAUCCAAUGCAAUUAAUUAAUAAAUUUAUCAUUGCUACAACAUCAUCCAUUAUAUCAUCCGUUUCGCUAGCCAGCACCAUCGGAAGUAGAAUUAGUGAUGUGUAUUCUUCUCGACAAAAAAUUUCUAUAGACUCUAAA